Molecule: messenger RNA, 6625 nt
Organism: Mizuhopecten yessoensis (Yesso scallop)
Lineage: Eukaryota; Metazoa; Mollusca; Bivalvia; Pectinida; Pectinidae
Product: transcriptional activator protein Pur-beta-like
Exons: 7
Coding region: 45-791 (248 amino acids)
Biological process (GO): regulation of transcription by RNA polymerase II
Cellular component (GO): nucleus
Molecular function (GO): DNA-binding transcription factor activity, RNA polymerase II-specific; purine-rich negative regulatory element binding; RNA polymerase II transcription regulatory region sequence-specific DNA binding
Source: RefSeq, a predicted model, not a curated record
UGAGGAUUGAAAGGAGGCUUUGGCUGCAUAGGAAGGGUUGCACCAUGUCGGAUCAUGAGAGUGGUGACGAGACGCAGCAGGCCCAGGGUGGGUCUGUUGAACAGGAACUGUGUACAAAAACUUUACAGAUUCAGUCAAAAAGGUUCUAUUUGGAUGUCAAACAGAAUCGUAGAGGACGGUUCAUCAAAAUAGCAGAAGUUGGUGCAGGUGGGAAGAAAACUCGCCUCCUUCUGGCCAUGUCUAUAGCAGCUGAAUUUAGAGAUUAUCUAACAGAUUUCAGUGAACAUUAUGCUUCCCUCGGUCCUCCGAAUCCAGACAGCCUUCCAGAAGAUGGUAAACUGAAGAGUGAGACUAUGGUGAAGGACAACAGACGAUAUUACCUAGACCUGAAAGAGAACCAGAGGGGCAGGUUUCUCAGGGUGAGUGUGUCUCAAACACGCACCAGAGGCGGACCACGUUCUCAAAUAGCCAUUCCGGCCCAAGGAAUGAUAGAAUUUCGAGACUCCCUGACUGAUAUUCUAGAUGAGUUUGGGACGGACGACCACGGUGAGUCUGAUGAAGGACAGAGCGAGCUACCUGAUAGCAAGUACUUGAGAGUAGAAAACAAAGUGUUUUACUUCGACGUAGGAUCAAAUCGCCGUGGCGUCUACCUUAGAGUGUCCGAGGUCCGCACAAAUUAUCGUACCGCCAUCACCAUUCCUGAGAGGUCAUGGGGAAGGUUUCGUGAUAUGUUAUCAGAGUAUGCGGACAGGCCUGGAUCCAGUGCCAAGGGGGAUAACAACAGCCAAUAAACAAAAGGAGGAACAGAGGGAAUGUGCUUUGUGAUGAGGGUUGUUUUAGGAUUGAUACAAACUCAUGGGUGAUGCAGUUAAGGAAAUAUUAUAAUUCAGAGUCGAGCAGGCUAUAGUGUGAUUCUACAGCGAAAACACAGCUACUGAGGCAUAAAUAUCGCUGUAUACGCAGUGCUCCGCGAGGGCUGACCGAAGAAUCAUGAGCGCAUGGAAUUGUGUUCAAAAUUGGUCAUGACACAAUCAGAAAAAAAAGGACCUGAUUUGUCAUAGACAAGACCCCAUGGCCAAAGCAGUGAGAAACCGUUCUGAUGAAUAGGUCUAUAUAGUCUUUCAAUGUUUUAGUAUGAUUGAAAUCUAAUAUUUAAAAAAAGAAAACAGAACAGUUGACUUGCUGUACAAAGGCAUUUUAAUUGAAUUAACAUAUUUGAGAUGCUUAUGUUUGAGCAGAAUGCAAUGAACGAUUGUAUGAAUUCAGAGGAUUUUUGUGUAGAUUGUACACGAAAUAUUUACAGUGAUACAAGGUACAUUCAUGCAACCAUAUCAUUUUCCCUUUAGUUUUUUGUUUCUAAGACGAGUUAUCAUGAAGCACAUUUCCUUCGUUUGCUUAUAACACUUAAAGCAACUCUAUGGGAGUGACCCUAUUUUACAUUCGUGAGAUAGUGCUCCCUGGUAGACCGCAGUCUGUACAGUGUGUCACUUCAUCGUCUUUGUGGAAAGUUUUCCGUGAUUGUGUAUAAAUGAUAGAACAUGACAUGGUGUGGGUUUAGCCUGUGGUUUUCGAUGGUGUCGCCGGUGUCGCCAGUAGGGGCGUCAUAGCUUUAUGUAGAGUCGGUAUUGGGAUGUGAUGUCGGGUUGAAAUGCUCGAAUUGUGGAUCAUGUGCAUGCUUGUUGCCAGUCAGACUUGCGCUUUGUUGAUUAACAUACUCAUGUUUCACAAGGUAGAAAUCUGUUUGGAUUGGGUUGAAUUCAGCACAUAUUGCAUCUUUGGAUACGAUGUAUCCAGACAUGGAAAUCUGGUCAAAUUAGCAGACCUGGCAAGCUCGAUAGCAUCACCAUUCCACAAAUUGUAAUUGGCAUUGAAGGCAUCCGAUUUGAUUAAGUAUGAAUUUGGCCCAUCACUUCUCUGGGUACAUUGUAUAUUUAUGGAAAAUAGUUAAAUUGACAGAUCUGGACUUGGUUGAGAAUUUGGUUGGUAGUUUGGCAAAUGGCACAGUACAUCCUCAUGUAACCAGUUUGUGGAUAGUUUGUGGUAUGAGGGUGCUGGGACCUGGUGACAAGACAAUGGGUAGGCUAGUCAGAUCUAUCAGAGAGUCAGUGAGUCUGUUGGGUAGUGUGGUUAUGUGGUCUGUUUUGGUGCAGCAAAACAAGGUUUUAAGUUAGCCGUUGUGGGCUAGGGUCAUUUUGUAUUCCCCCCAGAACAGCUAGCAACAUUGGAUCAAUGUGACUUCUUCUGAUAAAAGUGCUUGUUUUUAUUUUGAAUAUUCUUUAAAGCAAGUCAGAGCUGCUUUUUAACUCAAAAUGACAGCUGAAAAUGUGUUUUUAUUAUCAAUUGGCGAUUAAAAUGACAUCAUUUUAUAUGACAAUAUUUUGUAUACCUUGUAUAAAUUUAUAUAUAAAAAAAAAAGAAGUUCAAUGUUCAGACCACUAAUGAAAUUGAUAAUCAUAUGAUCAUUUACAUAUAUAUAUAGAAAUGAUGGAGGAAUUGCCAUUGUCAAGCUUGCAAAUAUUCCGCUACCAGUACACUUGUACUGGGACGUAGUGAGAAGGGGAGGUAAGUCUAGUGUGCUACAUUGUGAUAUUACAUACAUAAAAUGUGUGCAGCCAUUUGCUGCUUAAAACCUUGUGUCAGACCUUGUGUCAGUGUUUUGUGUUAAAAUCUUACCCAUAUCUUUGACAUUGUGUCAAAUUGGUUCAUUGAUUACAAUUCUGUAAUCAUGAUUAUUAUUGAUUAUAUCUUUUCAGCUUUCUGUCUUUUGGAAAUUUCUGUUUUGAAUUGGGUAUGAAAUCUGUACCUGAACAUGUAUUAAUGUUCUUGCUAAAAUAGUCACCAAUUGGUAAUUUGAUUAGAUUGUUUUCCGAACUAAUUUUGGUCUAUGUAUAGAUAAAUAUAUAUAUUUAGGGUUUGGUGUCAUAUUAUUUAAGCACAGAAGUUCACGUUGGGAGUACGUAAUAAUUGGACAAAAAUUGCUGAAUUUGCCUUGUAUUUCACAUAUUAUAGGCUGGUAUUUAUUUGAUCUUUUUUGAAGUCUUGUUGACACUUGUACUUGUUAUUACCUGUGAAUAAGUUCAUUCUGUUCUGUCUUUUCUUGCUAUGGUUAAUUUGUGCCACAUCAUGAGGGUGCGGCUAUCACGUUGUAGCUAUAAUUAGUUAGGGCCGCGUUGCAAUGGUGCCGCCUGUUACGUUGUAGCUAUAAUUAGUUGGUGCCGUAUCAUGAGGGUCUGGGCUUAAGAUAGUCUGUUUUAAUAGUUACUCAGUUAAGUAGUUUUAUUCAGUCAGGUGAUUGAUUGUGAAAUGCUAUAGUAGAUUGUUGCUUUAUAUAUUAUUGAUAUAUAUAUACUAUACAUUUGUAGGAUGAAGGAGGUUUGGAUUCUUCAUAAAAUAAUGUUAUAAUAGCAAUUUGAAAGAACCGUGAUGGAUGCAGCUUUUCAAGAUGGAACAACGGGUUUAGGAAACCAAAAAUCUCACUAGCUCCGAGAUCUCAAAUCUUCUCUGAAACUACAUUGAAGAAGCAAAUGAACCAAUCAGAUGGUUUUGCAAUUUCACCAUCACUUGUGAUCGGUUGAUCCGGGUAUGAAAAUCAAAGAAGAUUUGGAGGUCCUGGACGCUAAGUACUGGACAUGUGAAAGUUAUUAUUAUGGAAGGUUUUAAAAUGUUUUCAAGGAAAGAGAAACUUUUUUUAAUUCAACGAUUUUAAGAGCUAUAUUUGUGUUAUUAUUUUUUGUUUUGAAGCAGUUAUGUACUGAUCAUUCUGGGGCAACACGCAAUAUGUUGACUGUCAAUUUUUUAUAGUAAAUCCAGUUGUAGCUAUAUAUUCUUUAUUUGUGGAAUACAAAGUUAUCCUCUAACAGUAUGAGCUGCUCCCCCUUUGUUUUUUCCUUGUUAAAUACAAAGUGAUUUUAACAGUUUUUUGCUUUCUCAACAUUGAUGUUGUACUGUUUUAUAAUGCCAUUUUCAGAAAAAUGAAGGAAUUAAUUCUGUUACUCAUAUUAAUGAUAUUUUAAAUGUAACACAGUGUUCAGUUAAUUGUGAUGAUUGAUUGAAAAAUGAACAAAAAUGUAACAUUAUUCCCCAAAAAAUAUUAAUUGAUCAACAAAGAAUAAAACCUCCAUACUGGUAUUGGGAAGAUACUGUAUGUUUCAAAGGGAGAUAACUCGUACUGAUGGAAGUCGGCCCUUCACAAAUAGGUAUUUAGAAAUUCAAACCACUUCUUGUACCUACACGUUUUGUUAAACAACAUUCAUCAUACAUUUCACAUUGUCAGAUUUCAAUGCAUGCGUAAGCUGCAAGCUUUUUUUUUGGUUUUUAUAGUCUCCUUAUUUUUAUGUUGUUAUUAUGUGUCUCAAGAGAUUGUUAUAUUACAAUACAUACUAGUGCUAUCAAAUCAUUUGUUUUCUCUUUUGAAUUCUAAACUGAAAGAUGCAAAUUGUCCAACAACUUGAUACAACUCGAGAAAUAACAACAAAAAAUUCCAGGUCCUGAUUUCUUGAGAAAGUAGAAUAUGCCACAGUCCAGCUCACACUUUGUUUUCUGAAAUCAUUAUAUUUUGAUAUUGUUUGAUGUAGUGUAAUAUGAAUUCUGUUCACAUUAAUACAAAUAAGAAAUAUUCAAAAUGUUUUUAUUAUCAAAUAAAAGUGAACUGUAUUUUUUUUUAUUUCUUUGUUUAAACUGAAUCAGAUAAAAAUUUCAUUAUUUCCGAAGUCAUAGGAAAUCCGAAAUCAGAUUGUGCUGAAAUAUGGAAAUGUGAAUUUUUUUCAAUUUGGAGAUAAUUUAAUAUAAAAAUAUAAAAAAUUGUAGGUCGUAUCUUUUCAAGAGAUCAGGACUAGUUCGUUUUUCGUGUAUCUAAGAGAUAUAUAUGUAGGAGGGAAAAAUUCAUUUUUGGAGGCCUUAAUUAUUUCAUUUUUAUUAACACUAUUCCUGGCUCUAUCAUCGUCACUUCAUUAACUAGUCAUAAUAAUUGUUACCAAGAGUUUUACCAAGUUUUACAAUCAAUCGCGGUUUGGUGAACUCUGUUGUAAAGAAAAGUACAGUGAAUGUAUAGAAACAAGUUAGAUUUAGAAGUGACAGGCAUGGAUAAGAUAUAUCAAAGAAUAUCAAAAGUUGGCAAAGAUAAAAUAUUUAAAGUUGGUGUGGAUAAACUAUUUCAAAGAAAUAUUAAAAGUUUGUAAGGACAAAUAUGAAAAGUUGGUAUGAAUAAAGGAAUAUUAAAUGUUGGCAUAUUUUAAGUUGGUGUGGAUAAAAUAUUUCACAGAAAUAUUGAAAGUUUGCAAGGACAAAUACUUGAAGUUGGCAAGGAUGAAAUAUUUCACAGAAAUACUUAGUUGGCCAUAUAUUUAAAAAAGGUAAGCACGGAUAGAAAUAUAUAUAAAUUGCCCUUGAUGAAAUAUUUCACAAAAAUAUUUAAAGUUGGCAAAGAUAGGAAGUUGUUCUUAAAAGCUGGAAAAAAUAUUUCAUAAAAAAAUAAAAGUUGGCAAAGACGGGAAUUAAUUAAAGUUGGCAAGGACUUUUGCAAAGAUAAGAUUAUUGAUAGUUGGUAAGGAUAGAAAUAUUUCAUGUGAAAUAUGGAACUGAUUUAUUUCAAAGUAGACAAGAAGAGAAAAGUGUUAUAACGUUAACAUUGCCAACAAAUCAGUUGUUUUGGCCAGAGGGCCUACAUUAUAUAGCGUAUUAGUAAUUUAUUGACUGCUGCAUAGAUGCUACUCAUUUAUAUUGUAUGUAUGCACUCCGGUAUGAUGUGUGCGUGUGUACAAAACCCAGCGUAUAUGUCUUUUUCUUUUUUUUUAAUUUAUCGUUGAAAUAAGGUUAGGGAGGACUGUCAAAUGGCAAAUACUGUUAUGUGAAAUUCAGUUGCCAUUUGUUAAACAAGUUGUUAACUAUUAACUUAAAGCUAUAAAACAACCACCUUAAGCAUUAGUAUACCUAGAAUAAUAAUAAAACCAUGCCAUUUUCCAGCAUUUCCAUUACACAGAAACUUUAUAAAAGUUGCACAUACUUUUUUUCAUUAUCCCCUGUUUCGCCAUGUAGAAGUUUAUUUCUAGUUUCGGUUGCAUUUGAUUUUUGGUCUGUAUUUGACACUACCGUCCAUAGGUUUUGAUCUAUUUCCCUUUCGCUGUAUUUCACUAUACUUUUUUUCAUCAUUCAUUUUUAGCCUUGGCUUUCACCGUGAUAUCCUUAUUGCAGUAUUUUAUGCAGAGAAGGAUAUCGGUUGACAAUUUACGAAUACCUGCCAUUCAAUGGUAUCCUGUUGGUCAACUUCUUGGAAUAUUGUAGCUUUCAGUUUUUCAAUUGACGGGGAAAUCUGUAAAGUGCUGAAAGGAGGAUUUUCUUUCCGUGAAAUCCUUUUCAGUAUUAAUUAUUUCUUACAGCAGGUUCCUAGUUGUUGGGUACUUAUUAUUGUUAAGAUGUUAAUUUCUAACCUACGCCUGUCCCAAAUAAGAGCAGAGUUGAUGCCAUGCAUAGUAUCCUUGAGACUAUUUUUUUAAAUACUAGAAAAGAAAAAAAAGUAGAAAAAAUGUUAUCAUACUGAAAUUCUUACGAUCAUGUACAGUACAUUAAAUGGAACAAUCAAAGAGAUGUUCUCAACUUUGUUGUGUAAGUAUUAAAAUUCAUCAUGUUU